UUGUUACGAACUUUGUAUUCUUCAAUCCAAACGUGUCGUCCAUUCGCCAUUUCUCAUUCGUCAUUCGUGUUUCUCUUCAGCUGAUAAGCUGUUGCAUCAGCAUCAUACUUACACUGUAGUUUUUCCGGUACAUUCGUGACUCGUGUUACGUGUAUUAAUACUAAUUACUCGAUUAGAUACUCGUGUAGUUUUGUGUAGUGUGUAAUGAUUUACGUGCUAUUUAUUUAGACUGCAACGAAUAACUUUCAAGACGAAAAUCAUGCCCGAAUUUGAGAAAAGAAGAUAUCAAAUCGAACUCAUCGAAAAAAUCAAACAAACGAAUGCUAUUCUGUUUCUACCCACAGGCAGUGGUAAAACGUUCAUCGCAUUAGAAAUUAUCAAACACAUGCAGGAUGAUUUGCAGAAACCACUUUCAAAAGGUGGUAAAAGGACUAUUUUCCUCGUGAAUACAGUCGCUCUGGUAGAGCAGCAUCAUUCGUUCCUCAAGAAAAAUAGCUCGCUCAGAAUCAAAUCGAUAAGUGGAGACUUGCACUCAUCGUUGAACAAAUCAGAAUUCUGGACUCGGACCCAAAACGAAUUUCAAGUAUUGAUUAUGACUUCCCAGAUUUAUCUGAAUGCGUUGACUCAUGCUCACAUGAGCUUGAAGAACGCUAAUUUGAUUAUUUGCGACGAAUGCCAUAGCGCCGUUCACGAUCAUCCUAUGAGAAAAGUAAUGACGUUGUUUGAAAAAUGCGACGAAAAAGAUCAUCCUAAAGUAUUGGGGUUGAGUGCCACUUUACUAAAUGCGAACACAACGAGUUUAUUGUUCAAAGAACAACUCAAUUGUUUGGAAAAUACAUUUAGAUCGAAGAUCAUUACUUCGAAGCACGUUAACGAAGUCAAAAAAUUCUCCACGAAACCCAAAGAACGACGUGAACCACUUCCUCGGUACCAAUCUCCACGUAAAAUCACCAGUCAAAUUGAAGCUUUGGUUGAAAAACCCAUCGAUAUUUUGAGCUCGCUUAAAUUGAAAAAUGUCGAUAUUCCUCAACCUCAAUGUUCGGGCGAUAAGUUACUCAACGAUCGAGGAGAAAAUCGUGCCAAGAUGUUAAAAAAUUGUUUAACUGAUCUAAUGGUCCAUCUCGAAGAGUACGGUUUAUUCUUCUGUUAUUCUGGGUGUAAUAUGUACAUUACCCAACUUGAACGUAUUAUGACGGAGAAGAAAGAAGAAAAAGUAUAUUGCGAUGCUUUACUCAUGAUGAUCAAUUUACUGAAAGUAAUUAGGAAAUUACUAAAAAUGGAAAUGCAGUGCAGUGAGGAUACUCGAAAGGUCAAAGUGAUCGAAAUCGAAAAAAAUUGCGCUGAAAAACUUUCGUACCUGUUAACCCAGUUAAAGAACCUGACCCCAUCUGACAAAUGUAUCGUAUUCGUUCAAAGACGAAUGACUGCUAAAAUUUUGUCGGAAAUUAUCAAGAUAUUCUUCAAAGAAAUGAAAAUCAAAUUAGCGGUCGAUCACAUGAUAGGAUCAUCUGCCCAUCCUCUGAGAAAUUCGAGAGACGAUGCUCAUGAUAAGAAAUCCAAUCAGAGAGUCAUGGAAGAGUUUAGAUGCGGAAAAAUUAAUGUACUGGUGGCUUCUAACGUACUGGAAGAAGGUAUAGAUAUGCCGGACUGCAACGCCGUCUUUAUGUACGAUUUUCCUAAAACGUUCAGAUCCUACGUUCAGAGUAAAGGAAGAGCUCGAAGGGCAGACAGUUCUUACGUUUUAUUGAUGGAUGAAGAAGAUGAAAAAUCUUUUAAAAGCAUCGACGAUUAUCAAGAUCUUGAGAAGAAAUUAGAAAAUGCGGUUGCUUCGUUCGAUAUUUCGCACGAAUUCUACGAUAAUAACGAUGAAGUUUAUACCACGGUUAAUGGAGCUAUUCUCAUCAAAACUCAAGCUAUCAGUAUUAUUAACAGAUAUUGUUCCUCUCUAUCUCAGGAUAUUUUUACGGAUUUGACUCCGUUGUGGUGGCAAAAUGAUGAGCGACAAGACGGAUGCAUUUGUAAAUUGCAAUUCCCUAUGAAUGCGGCGAUUAAAGAUAUUAUAGAGGGUCCAGUAUGCAGCAAUAUUACUGACGCUAAACACGCGGUUGCUUUCAAAGCUGUUAAAAUUCUGCACGAGAUGAAUGCCUUGGACGAUCAUUUUCAUCCUGUACGAGAAAUUAUACACCCGGAAGAUGAACAGUAUUGGUUUCCUUACUGGAAUGAUAAGGGUACAGAGGACGAUGGAAAGAAAUCAUCCGUUAGAGAAGUUGAUAUGAAAGUUCCAAAAUACUUGAAAAAUUGCCGUCCGGUUGCGAAUGAGAAAUGUUACUUGCAUGUGAUCCACAUCAAGCCGAAGUAUCCCAAACCAACCAUAAAUGAUCGAAAAAAAUGCGGCGAAUUGUUGACAUCUCCCUACGAAUUGGGUAUAAUCACCAAGAAUCGAUUACCCCAGGUUUGUGAUUUUCCAGUAUUCUCCGAUUUGGGAGAAGUUGAAAUCAGUAUCGGAACAAAUUUUUGUUCUUACGCCGCCACCGCCAUAACAGAAGAAAUAAUAUCGGCCCUUGCGAAAUUUCAUCGCGAAGUAUUCUUAAAAGCCAUUCAAGUUGUGAAGAAAUUCUUGGUCUACUCGGGAAAAAAUGAUCCCACGGGAUACUUGAUUGUACCGUUGAAACCAUCACGUAAAUAUGGAUUUGAAAUAGAUUUCGAUGUAGUUAUCAAACAGUGGGAAAUUUUUGAUGUGGAAGAACCUUCUGAAAAACAACGCAAAGAAACCGUAUACGAUAAGAAUAAUUAUUUGGAGAGUGUUUUGAUACCUUGGUAUAAAAGACAGACGAAUUCCAAGAUGUAUUACAUAGUCACGAACGUAGACGAACGUAAGAAUUUGAGCAAACCUUUCCAUGGCGGAAAACACGGCUCGUUCGCCGAUUACUACGAGAAGAAACACAAUUUGAAAGCGUUGAGCCCAAAUCAACCGCUGAUGGAAGCUCGAGCUAUUACUCACAAUUUGGAUUGCCUUCGACCAAGAGGUGUAUCUAGCGAACAAUCGAAAAAAAAGCGACAGGAAUUUUUUUUGGUUCCCGAAUUCUGCAUCAAGCAGACGUUUCCGGCUCGUUAUUGGUAUAAGGCUACUCUUUUGCCUACGGUGUUGCACCGUUUACAUCAUCUUCUGUUGGCAGAAGAGCUACGAGAAAAAAUCGUAAUCGAAGCGGGAAUAGGCAGAUUGGAAUGGCGUAAAAACGAAAACGACGUUCUCGCAAUAUUCGAUAAAUAUAAUAUACCAAAAAAUGUUCAAAAUUGCGAAGAAGAUUUUGCUAAGGUCAGUAUAAGUGGAAGCCUUCCUGAAACAAACCAUCUGCCGACCCUGAGUACAUUGAAGGAACAUACGUACGAAGGUCCCAGACAGAAAGAGAUAUUCCAGGCGUUGACUCCUGCCGGAUGUAACGAUAUACUUGAUCUAGAACGUCUGGAAACACUCGGAGAUAGUUUUCUAAAAUUCGCAGUUUCGGUUACCGUUUUCCGCGCAAAUAUCACUCGUGGUGAAGGUUAUCUAACCACAUUGAAAAGCAAAUUGGUUGGUAAUCGUAAUCUAUUGUAUUGUGGCAAUAGAUUUAAUCUCGCGUCGUUCAUCAAAACGAAUACUUUCUCGGCUCAUUCCAAUUGGUGUCCUCCUGGAUUUGGAUUACCGCCGAUUCUGAAAGCACUUUGGGAAGAUAAAAUAACUCGCCUUUCGGUGAUUUUUCAUUUGAGAAUUCCGUAUGCGGAUCAAUUCUCGGGUAUUCUAUCCAAAAAUACCUUGGCGACCAUGAAGGAUGACGUUGAAAAAUUCAUUACAACGAUAGACGAUGACACGGAUACUCGAGAAGAAGACCAAAAAACAAAGUGUUUUUUCGGAAAACAAUUCGUCAGCGAUAAAACCAUCGCUGAUGUUGUCGAAGCAUUAGUAGGAGUCUACGUAAAAACCGGAGGAAUCCAACCAGCUUACCAAUUACUGAAUUAUUUCGGUAUAUUAGCUAAAUCGAAGUAUAACGAAGUGAUGAACACUCAAGCCCCUUCGCCGUUACUUGAAAACCGUGAACUUGCGAUCGAAACGGUAAUUCCGGAGUAUAAGAAAUUGGAGAACUUAUUGUCGUAUAGGUUUCGAGAUAAGGCUUACAUUCUGCAAGCCUUUACUCAUGCUUCGUACCUUGGAAAUACGAAGACCGAUUGUUAUCAGACUUUGGAAUUUAUUGGCGAUGCUGUUUUGGAUUUUUUAAUAACUAGCUACAUCUAUGAAUAUUGUGGCGAUUUACCUCCUGGUAAAUUGACCGACUUGAGGUCCGCUUUGGUCAACAAUAACACUUUCGGAGCUAUUUCCGUUCGUUUAGGCCUCCAUAAAUUUUUAUUGAGCGACAAUGAAAUAUUAACCGAUGCGAUAGAUAACUUUGUAAAGUACCAGAAGCGUAAUAAUCAUCAAAUUGGUGGAAUUGAGGUGAUGAAGGUUACUACGGAAGAUGGUACAGAGCUGGCUGAAGAAGUGGUAGUGCCUAAAGUGUUGGGCGAUAUUUUCGAAUCUCUGGCUGGAGCCAUUUAUCUGGACUCUGGAAACAAUUUGCAGGAAGUCUGGAGAAUUUACUACCAUUUCAUGAAAGAAGAAAUUGAAAAAUUCUCUCGUAAUAUUCCAAUAAAUCCGAAAAGAGCUGUUUACGAAAUACCCAAUGCAAAAGUGAAGUUUACUAAAGAUCAUCCGCAAUUGAAAAAAUACUCUGAGGACAAAAUGAUAAUGAAGUUGAGCGUUAUAAAAGAUAACAAAGAAUUCUCGUUUUACGGCAGAGGAGAAAAUAAGCAUUAUUGUAAACGAGCAGCUGCGAAAUCAGCUUUAAAGCAUUUUUACAAGAAGACUGUUUUCGUAAUUUGAGUCAUUGCUCUCUAAGUUUUUUUUUUUCGUUUCCUUGUUUUUGUAAUUUGAGUCAUUGCUCUCUAAGUUGUUUUUUUUCGUUUCCUUUCGUUAUUGUUAUUUUUUAAAAAAUGUAUUAUUAUUUUAUAGUGACUUGACAAUGUUUUUUCAUUUUUUUAUUUUUUUUUACUAAGAAAUUCAAGUACCUGGUAGGACUGAAAUUUAGUGAUAAUGCAGGUAUCACUUUAAUUUUUUUGUAAUACAUUUUUCAGUAUA
Planococcus citri (citrus mealybug) is the source of this 5149-nucleotide messenger RNA. RefSeq names its product endoribonuclease Dicer-like. Gene Ontology annotation, cellular component: RISC complex; cytoplasm; nucleus. Gene Ontology annotation, biological process: apoptotic DNA fragmentation; pre-miRNA processing; rRNA processing. The record is from RefSeq and is a predicted model, not a curated record. Lineage: Eukaryota; Metazoa; Arthropoda; Insecta; Hemiptera; Pseudococcidae. The transcript has 26 exons. The coding region runs from base 260 to 4894 and encodes 1544 amino acids. Gene Ontology annotation, molecular function: ribonuclease III activity; DNA binding; deoxyribonuclease I activity.